AACAGGCGUUUCUUUAACCUGCUGUUUCGUUGCGUAAUUUUGAUUGAUAUAACAUUAGUGUUUAACAGAUACCGAAUUGCUACCUUCAACAGUACGUCUUACUUCUAAAAGGCAUUAAAUUACAUUGCAUGAACUGAAAUAUUUUUUGAUAAAAAAUAAUAGUACCAGUUGAUAAUAUGGUGAAGUCAAGUGUAGCAUUAUUGUGUAAAAGUACUUUGAAAAAACGCAAAAUCAAUGAAGCAUCAGAAAAGUAUUUAAAACGAAUUACACAUUUAUAUUUGAAUGGUAAAAAUCUAGAUGAACUGGGUCAUGAAAUUGCACUAUGUCAACGUUUAACUGUUCUCUACUUAUAUGAUAAUAAAUUAAAAUCCAUACCAAAAUAUUUAGAUUUAUCUCAAUUGACAUGUUUAUAUCUUCAAAAUAACCAUAUAAAUCGUAUAGAAAAUUUAAAUUCAUUGCAAAGAUUAGAAAAACUUUUUCUUAGCCGAAAUUAUAUCAGUAUCAUUGAAGGUUUGGAAGGAUUAAAUCGUUUGCAAGAAUUACGUAUUGACAAUCAAAAUUUGGAUCCAGGAGAAAGUUUAAUCUUUGAUGAUCGUAGUUUAAAUUCUAUCGCUAAAAGUCUUAUCUGUUUGGAUGUAUCAGGUAAUAAACUGGACAGUUUGCAAGAUUUAAUUAAUCUACAUGCAUUAAUCUCUUUAAAUGUAUCGAAUAAUUGUCUACAAUCGAUUGAUGAUUUGUCUAUAUCAUUAAAUAAUUGGUCAAAUCUUAAAGAGCUCUAUAUACAAGGUAAUCCUGUUAUGAAAACCAAUCGAUCAAGAGAUAUUAUUAUUGUAGCUGCAAAAAGUUUAGAAGUAUUAGAUGGUAAAGCAAUAUCUGAAUCAAAUAGACAAUUUUUAGAAAAUUGGAAUCAACACAAGUGUUUUAAUGUUGAAUUAUCAAAAUGUUCUAGAAAUAAUCAACUCACGCUUGAUUCGAAACCGAAACUCACAGAUUCAAUAAUAAUACCUGAAGAAUUUGCCAAACAACAUUCUUCAAUAAGUGGUGAAUUACGAUGAGUGAUGAGCGAUGACCAAUAUGUAUAUGUUGAAUUGUUUUUUUUCUUGAAAAGUUAUUGAUUUUUAUUUCAUUUCUAAGCUGCUACAUGUUGAUCUCUUUCUUUCAAUCAAUAUUUAUAUCAAUAAAUCAUUUACAUAAUUUUCAAAA
Schistosoma turkestanicum is the source of this 1203-nucleotide messenger RNA. NCBI's taxonomy places the organism in Eukaryota, Metazoa, Platyhelminthes, Trematoda, Strigeidida, Schistosomatidae. The record is from the annotation of a GenBank genome assembly.